CUUGGCGCGCACGCGUGUCCGCGAGCCCGGGACUCCAAGUCCCAGAAGGCCGCGCGCCUACUCCCUCUGCCCCGUCCCCUUUCCCUCCAAGUGCCAACAGAUCUUUCCCCGCCAGGCCCGGUCCAGUCCAGCCCAGUCCGCUGUCCGCCCUCCACCCCGGUGUCCGCAGUCCGGUCGCUGCUGCCGCUUGCUGCCUCUCCCGCGGCCGCUGCCCGGGCCACCGCCGGGUACGCCCCCUUCUCCCCCCACCCGCCGCCCCGCGCAAGAUUCCAGGACUUGGGUGCUGAGGACACGUAACUCAGCCCCCACCGGAGCCAGCCUGGACUGCCAUGGCCCCCGCCGUGGCAGACGUGGAGAAGGCAGGGCCUGCGGCCCCCGAUAAGUCCUGGAGGUUCCUGGUUUUCUACAUCUGCUUUUACGGCUUCAUGGUUCAGAUACGACCCGGGGAAAGCUUCAUCACGCCCUACCUGCUGGGCCGGAACUUCACCCAGGAGCAGGUCACCAACGAGAUCACGCCGGUGCUGACCUACUCGUACAUGGCGGUGCUGGUGCCCAUCUUCCUGCUGACGGACUACCUGCGCUACAAGCCGGUGCUGAUCCUGCAGAGCCUGAGCUACCUGUCCGUGUGGCUGCUGCUGGUCCUGGGCACGAGCCUGGCGGCCAUGCAGCUCAUGGAGUUCUUCUACGGCGUCACCAUGGCGGCCCGCGUGGCCUACUCCUCCUACAUCUUCUCGCUGGUCAGCCCCGCGCGCUACCAGCGCAUGGCCGGCUACUCGCGCUCGGCCGUGCUCCUGGGCGUCUUCACCAGCUCGGUGCUGGGCCAGCUCUGCGUCUCGGUGGGCCGCGUGCCCUUCCUCACGCUGCACUACGCCUCCCUGGGCUUCCUCAGCUUCGGCCUGCUCCUGACGCUCUUCCUCAAGCGGCCGCGGCGCAGCCUCUUCUUCAACCGGCCCCGGGAGGCGGCGGGCGCCUCGCCCUCGGAGCUGGACCGCAUGAGGCCGGAGCCGGCGGCGGGGGGCGCGCCGGGGCGCCGCCUGCUGGCCGCCUGCAAGGGCUCCACGCUGGUGCGCAUGCUGCUGGAGCUGGGGGGCGUGGCGCGCGAGCCGCGGCUCCGCCUCUGGUCCCUGUGGUGGGUGCUCAACUUCGCCGGCUACUACCUGGUCAUCUACUACGUGCACAUCCUGUGGAGCGACACGGACGGCUCCAAGGUCUACAACGGGGCCGUGGACGCCGCCGCCACCUUGCUGGGGGCCCUGACGGCCUUCGCCGCGGGCUUCGUGCGGAUCCGCUGGGCGCUGUGGUCGGAGCUGCUGAUCGGGGCCGUCACCGGCCUGCAGGCCGGCCUCGUCCUGCUCAUGUACACCACCCGCAACAUCUGGCUCUGCUACGCGGCCCUCGUGUUCUUCAGGGGCUUCCACCAGUUCCUGGUGCCCAUCGCCACUUUCCAGAUCGCCUCAUCGAUGACCAAAGAGCUGUGCGCCCUGGUGUUCGGGGUCAACACCUUCCUUGCCACCAUCCUGAAGACCAUCGUGACUAUCAUCGUGGCGGACAAGAGGGGCCUCGGGCUCCCCGUCCGCUCCCAGUUCCAAGUCUACUUCGGGUACUUCACGGUGCUGGCCGUGGCCUACUUCUCGGGGGCUGCGUACACGGCCGUGAGGCACUGUCGGCAGAGCCGCUUCCACGGCGUCCCCUUGGCGACCGAGCUGGGAAGCCCCGCGGAGGCGCCAGAGAAGGCGCAGAGCCCCGAGGAGGACGGCGUCGAUGGCGUCCGGGCCUGAUCGGAGACACCGGGGGCAGGAGGACGACGGCGCGUGGUGGGCGCCGGCUCUGCCAGUGUCGCGCCCCUGCUCGCCGUCCCUCCCGCCCGACCUGUGC
Molecule: messenger RNA, 1875 nt
Organism: Antechinus flavipes (yellow-footed antechinus)
Lineage: Eukaryota; Metazoa; Chordata; Mammalia; Dasyuromorphia; Dasyuridae
Gene: SLC19A1
Product: solute carrier family 19 member 1
Exons: 6
Coding region: 330-1778 (482 amino acids)
Biological process (GO): folate transmembrane transport
Cellular component (GO): basolateral plasma membrane; apical plasma membrane; plasma membrane
Molecular function (GO): folate:monoatomic anion antiporter activity; folic acid binding
Source: RefSeq, a predicted model, not a curated record